Molecule: messenger RNA, 1235 nt
Organism: Lycium barbarum (goji berry)
Lineage: Eukaryota; Viridiplantae; Streptophyta; Magnoliopsida; Solanales; Solanaceae
Product: short-chain dehydrogenase reductase 3b-like
Exons: 2
Coding region: 162-941 (259 amino acids)
Molecular function (GO): oxidoreductase activity
Source: RefSeq, a predicted model, not a curated record
GGAAAAAAAAAGGACUAAAGGGAACAGUUCAAUUACGCUCUCAAAUUAUUAACUAUAUUUGUGGAUUAGCCGGCCUGAACCGGAAGACACCUCUAUAAAAACCAAGUAUAUUUACCAGUGCUGUAACAAGGAAGUUCCUCUUGUACGUAUAAACUCCAAUAAUGGCAAAUAAGCUCAGGUUGGAGGGCAAAGUGGCUGUAAUUACGGGUGCAGCAAGUGGCAUUGGUGAAGCAAGUGCAAGAUUGUUCGUAGAACAUGGAGCUCGCGUGGUCAUUGCCGACAUUCAAGACGAACUCGGUCUCCAAGUGGUGGCCUCCAUUGGAACGGACAAAGCCAGCUACCGCCACUGCGACGUCACGGACGAGAAACAAGUUGAGGAAACCGUCGCCUACGCGGUCCAAAAAUACAAUACCCUCGAUAUCAUGUUCAGCAAUGUCGGGACGCUGCAUUUCUCCAGUGUCCUCGACAUGGACAUGACGGCCUUCGACGAGACGAUGGCCGUCAACGUGCGAGGAUCGGCAUUAGCCGUCAAGCAUGCAGCUAGAGUCAUGGUUGCUAAAAGGAUCCGUGGAUCCAUCAUAUGCACGGCAAGCUUAGAGGGUAUACUAGCUGGGGCUGCUUCCUUGGCCUACGUGGCGUCCAAGCACGCGGUCGUAGGCCUUGUGAAAGCGGCCGCACGUGAGCUAGGCCCCCAUGGGAUCAGGGUGAAUGGGGUGUCACCUUAUGGCAUUGCGACGCCCCUCGUAUGCAAAGCCUAUGGCUGGGAUGCCGAUUCACUGGAAGCUGCAAUAUGUGGAAAUGCUAACUUGAAAGGUGUUACGUUGAGCACAAAGCAUAUUGCACAAGCAGCACUUUUCUUGGCGUCAGAUGAAUCCGCUUACAUUAGUGGACAUAAUUUGGCUAUCGAUGGUGGCCUUAGUUCUAUUUUGAAGCUAGAAUAAAUCCUACCUCUCUUGUUAGUGUGCUAUGUCAUCUAAUUAAUAAAUCCUAGAAACUUGCAGCAUUGCUAUUUGUUUAGUUUGGUUAAUUUUAGCUGUCGAACCGAGGGUCCGGGAAACAACCUCUCUAUUUCUAUGAGGUACGAGUAACACUCUACCAUCUCUAGAUCCACAUCACUGGAUGUGUUGUUGUCGGCUGAAUUUUGACCAACAUGUGGGAGUUCACACCAUUGUCGGUUCAAUUUUAGCCGCAGAUGUAUCCUGAAAAAUAUUUAAUGUAGAACUUGUUUGGUUUCA